Molecule: messenger RNA, 1142 nt
Organism: Ctenopharyngodon idella (grass carp)
Lineage: Eukaryota; Metazoa; Chordata; Actinopteri; Cypriniformes; Xenocyprididae
Gene: znf706
Product: zinc finger protein 706
Exons: 3
Coding region: 170-400 (76 amino acids)
Source: RefSeq, a predicted model, not a curated record
UUUGCAAUCUUGUAAACGACUAGCGCGCAUGUCGCUCUCUAGCGCUCAGUGCCGCUGUGGUCAGUGCAGGAAUUACACGAGAAGCACUCUGGGAAGAGCACAGCUGUCAUAAGCGUGCAGGAGUACACUUAAGCCUGUAGCUGCCUACGGAUCCUAUCUGUUCGCCAGCAUGGCUCGUGGACACCAGAAAAUCCAGUCUCAGCAGAAAAACGCCAAGAAGCAGGCAGAGAUCAAGAAGUCCAAAGGCCAUGACCAGAAGACCGCGGCGAAAGCGGCGCUGGUGUUCACAUGUGGCGUCUGCAGGUCACAAAUGCCAGAUCCCAAGACCUUCAAGCAACAUUUUGAGAGCAAGCACCCCAAGACCCCCCUUCCCCCAGAGCUGGAAGGCGUUGAGGCAUGAACGGCCCAGAGACCGGAGGCUGAUUGUAUAAAACCUCAUAAUAAGAGUCCUGAUCUCAAAUUUUAUUCAGCAGAACACGAUCAUUGCUCUUACCUGAGUUUUAUACAUGCAUCCUCCCCUUCGUUGCAGACAUAAAUCCCGUGGAUCAAAGACUGAUGACGUUUAGCUUCCCUCUCUCAACACCGUUUCAGAGCACUUGCCUUGGCUACGAUCAGAUCAGUGCAUUACCUCAACCUGCACUCACAUGCUUUCUUUUCUCAUCGUACUUGUGUAAUUUAAUGGAUUGAGAGAAGUUAGCAGAACACUACCAGUGAUUAAGUCAGUUUCAUCCAUUGAUCAUAAAUGUGGUAGUCACAGACAUAUUUGCUUUUUCCUUGUUAGAUGAGUGCAAAUGGAUAUGGGUGCAGUUUCCCACUACUUGACGUUUAGCCUGGGCAAAAAGAUUUUGGGUUUUACCUUAAUUUUCUCAUUUACUAAUUUUGCUUUCCACUGAAACUGUCUUUUAGUCCAAGACAUAUGUGGUUCUGUACACUGAAAACUGGAAUCUAAUGCGUUUCUGUAAAAUCACUGGAUGUGCCCGAGGUAACUGUAUUCUUAAUUUAAUGUUGCUGCAGAACUUCUUAUUUCUCUUUGGAAUUAUCUCAAACAAUAUCGCCUCAAUGUUUGAUAUUCCUGCUCAAGCCACCUGGUUUCCACACCAAUGUAAUAUAUCUCUUUAAUAAAAUUUAACUUUGUUUAAGAA